Ciona intestinalis (vase tunicate) is the source of this 3185-nucleotide messenger RNA. The record is from RefSeq and is a predicted model, not a curated record. Lineage: Eukaryota; Metazoa; Chordata; Ascidiacea; Phlebobranchia; Cionidae.
UAAUGUAAGUUUUAUUUAUCGCCAGAUUUAGACUUCAUUCUGUUGCGCCUAAUCUUAUCACUAUUUAAAAACAAUGAGCAAGGGAAGACAAGGAAUCUCUGUUUCAGGAGAAGAAGCGAUUUAUCGCAUUCCACCAUAUUAUUACAUCCAUGUCUUGGAUCAAAACACCAAUGUCACAAAACUUGAGAUUGGACCAAAGACCUACAUACGUCAAGAUAAUGAAAGAGUAAUCUUUGGUCCCGAGCGCAUGAUAACAAUCCCACCCCGUCACUACUGUGUCAUCCAAAACCCAGUUGCGAAGAAUGCUGAUGACCAAAUUCAACUUGAUCCAUCUGGCCAAGCUAAAUUAAAUCACGCCGACCAGGAGAUUCGUUUAGCUCAAGAUCCUUUUCCUUUGUAUCCUGGUGAAGUCUUGAAAACGGCAGUUACGCCUUUAAGGGUUGUAACAGCGAACACAGCUCUGAGGCUUCGAGCAGAUCUUGAUUUUGAUGAAGAUGACACUCAUCGUGUGGCUGGUGAUGAAUGGCUGUUUGAAGGUCCAGGUACCUAUAUACCACGUAAAGAGGUUUCUAUUGAGGAGACAAUUCGUGCAACUGUUAUCAAGCGUAACCAAGCCAUUAAGCUUCGAGCAAGGAAAGAAACUAAAGACAGGGAUGGUGUAGAUAGAGUCACAGGUGAGGAGUGGCUUAUUAAGAAGGUUGGGGCUUAUCUACCCGGUGCAUAUGAAGAAGUGGUGGAUGUAGUUAAUGCUUAUGUGUUAACAGAAAAGGUUGCACUGCACAUGCAAGCCACCAGAACCUUCACUGACUUCAUGAAUCAGAAGAGGAAGAAUGGAGAAGAAUGGUUGAUCAAGAUGACCGAUACUGAGGCUCAUAUUCCUGAUGUGCAUGAAGAGGUAAUGGGAAUAGUGAAUGUUACUACCUUGACCAGUCGUCAGUAUUGUGUUAUCCUCAACCCAGUUGGUGCAAAUGGGAAGAACCAGCUUGGGAAUAAAAAACUUAUCAAAGGGGAGAACUCAUUCUUUAUUCAACCGGGAGAAAAACUUGAAAAAGGGAUUCAGGAUGUCUAUGUCCUUGGUGAGGACGAGGGUUUGAUUUUGAAAGCAGCCGAACUUUGUUACGAUGAUGAGAAUGAAAGGGAACGUAAACCUGGUGACAAGUGGAUGAUACGCGGACCUUGUGAAUAUGUUCCACCGGUUAAAGUUAAUGUAUUCGCUAAGCGUAAAUCAAUUUAUUUGGAUGAGAAUGAAGGUAUCUAUGUGAGGGAAAUGAAAACGGGAAAGGUGCGUAGUGUAUGUGGUCACACCUACAUGCUUACUCAAGAUGAGGAGUUAUGGGAAAAGAACCUCUCAUCCACCGUCGAGGGCCUCCUAGCAAGUGGAAGAGAUCCAAUGGCAGACAGAGGAACCAGGAACACAGCACCUGUAAUUGAUCCAGGAAUGUCAUUUCAAUCCAUGAACUGUAUCUUUAGUGCACAAGACGCACAACCAUUACAGACUCUGCUUAGGCCAAUAGAAGCAAGUGGAAGAGAUAAAACUAAAGUUGUCACAUUCCGUGUCCCACAUAAUGCAUGUGUGCAAAUCUAUGAUUACAAAAACAAGAAAGCAAGGGUUGUGUUCGGCCCCCACCUUGUAAUGCUCGGCCCCGAUGAGCAAUUCACCCAGCUCUCAUUAUCCGGGGGCAAACCAAAACGCCCCAACGUGAUCCGAGCUCUUGCUCUCUUGUUGGGACCAGAUUUCUGCACGGAUGUGAUCACCAUAGAAACAGCAGAUCACGCUCGUCUUUCUCUACAACUUGCUUAUAAUUGGCAUUUUGAUAUCUCCAAAGCAGUUGAAAGCCAAUCUGAAGCGGCAAAAUUAUUCAGUGUGCCUGACUUUGUUGGUGAUUUAUGUAAAGCUGUUGCAUCCCGCAUUAGAGGAGCAGUGGCUUCUGUUAGCUUUGAUGAUUUUCACAAGAAUUCAUCACGCAUCAUUCGCUCGUCUGUAUUCGGGAUAGAUGACAAAGGGAAGGUGAAAGAUAGAUUCGAGUUCCCACAAAACCGUCUCGUGGUUACUUCAAUCGACAUCCAGUCUGUUGAACCAGUGGACCAGCGCACACGAGACUCCCUUGUGAAGUCUGUGCAACUUGCUAUCGAAAUUACAACCAAUUCUCAAGAAGCCACAGCCAGACAUGAAGCAGAACGUGCAGAGCAAGAAGCCCGUGGCCGCCUCGAGCGGCAGAAAAUUGCUGACGAGGCAGAAGCUGAGAGAUCCAGAAGAGAUUUGCUGGAACUCCAGUCUCAAAGUGCUGCCAUUGAGAGCACAGGACAAGCAAAGGCAGAAGCUCAGUCCAGAGCUGAAGCUGCAAGGAUUGAAGGAGAAGCUGCUGUUGAACAAGCAAGGUUGAAAGCUAAUGCUGCAUCUAUUGAAGCGGCAUCUGAACUGGAAAGGCUGACCAAAGCAAGAGAUGCUGAGUUGAAAUACAUGAAGGAACAGAAUGAACUGCAAUUGAACAAGGACAGAGAGAUUGCUGAAAUUGAAACACGAAAAUUCAAAGACACAAUUGAUGCAAUUGGAGCAGAUACAAUAAGAGCAAUUGCGGUCGCUGGACCGGAAAUGCAGGUUAAACUACUGUCAAGCCUUGGUAUCCAGUCAACCAUUUUUACUGAUGGAAAAUCGCCUAUUAACCUCUUCAACACAGCAAAUGGUUUGUUAGGUGCCACUGCUGGUGGUGCUGCUAAGGUACCUGCAGUGUUGCACCAGACAAAGAGAGCACGUAAAGUAGAACAGGAGAGUGAUGAUGAAUAAAUGAACUGGAAGCACUGGUCACUUGUACAUAAACUACAAUAUUAACCAAUAUACUACUAAUCAUGUAAAAAUCUUCUGUAUUUCAAUUAGUCUGUGAUAUUAAUAGUGUGGUAAUAUUGUGUGACUUAUUCAGUAGAUUUUAACAAGAACCUUGGUUUAAGUACGAUUAACUUUUUUUUUAAAUAUGAUAAAAUUCACUCGGCGUAAAUUACUGUUUUCCCUUAGCACUUUAUUCUUUUAGUCUGCAAUUUUUCAUUCGACAUGUAUGUGCAGUCUUUAUAUAGCUGUCGGUUUCUGUUGCUUUUCUGUUGUUGAGUAGUUCAAAACACAUUUACUAUGUCGUCCUGUGAUACGUAUUCAAUUCCACUAUUCUGUUCAAUAUAAUAUAUAAUCACUUGCA